UCAGCCAGGUGGCAGUUGAUUACCUUGAUUCGUUAUUAUUGUAUGCAGUUAGCUAGCGGCCUUUAGAGCGUUCGGUUGUGUUUUCUGUUUUUAAUAUUCAUUGCGUGUUUUUAAUUACUUUACAUUUAAUUUGAUAUUUCGGUUUGUGUUUUUGUUUUUACUGCUGUAAUAACUAAUAAAAUGAAAUGUAUUGAUUUCUUGUGUGACGUAUUUGACACUUAUUGUUAGUUGACGUUAUUUUGGUUUGUUUGAUAUCGUGCAUUAUCGCGCGGGCUUGAAACUCCUGCGUUCGUCUUCCGAUUUCUUAUCACGGGGAAAUUAAUUUUUAGUGUUUUUUUUAUUUCUUAAAUAUCUGUAAAUAGAAAUAAGAGGUGUGUUAAUCAAAUUAUACAACUGGUAUACAUUUAGGAUCAAUGUAUAGGAUUCUCUUUUUUUCGUCCUAGUUGAAAAGUUACUAAUUUGAAAACAAAACAGUUUAAUUAACGUCGUAUAAUUGAAACCUUCCAAAACUUAUAUUUACAAAAAAUAGAGCGUGUUGUUCACUUUUUCAAAACAGUUUUAGUUUGACUUGUGUGUUGCAUAAAAUAAAAAAGAAUAUUUUUUCAAUCAAGCUGUUUUACUAUAAACCUGCCUAAGUACUGAAAUUCUUUCCGACGGAAUAAUGAUGAAAGAUUUGAAGUUGUUAAAUAAAUAAUAACGGAAAACAUUGAAUUCAAAUUAUUGAAUAAUCUUCCCCCAGGAAAUAUUUUUCUGCAAACAUAAGUCCUCUUUUAUGUGCACUGCCCCCUAUUAUGGGCAUAUCGGAGAGAGUCAAACUGGAAGACUUACCAAAAGAACCCAAACUAUCACAUCAGGACAAAACUCCUGACCAUUCGAUAACAUUUCUUUCAACUACAGCAAGUGGCGGUACAAAUAGUCCCAUCUCCGAUGCAAAUAGUGACGGUGAACUUGAUGAGUAUGCUCCAAAAAGAAAACAGCGUCGUUAUCGCACCACAUUCACAAGUUUCCAAUUGGAAGAAUUGGAAAAAUCAUUUUCGAGAACUCAUUAUCCAGAUGUAUUUACAAGGGAAGAGCUAGCUAUGAAAAUUGGAUUAACUGAGGCUCGGAUACAGGUAUGGUUCCAGAAUCGCAGAGCAAAAUGGCGAAAACAAGAAAAAGUUGGUCCUCAAUCACAUCCUUAUAAUCCAUACAUUCAAAGUGGACCAAAUCAAAUGCAAACAAUUGUUGGAUCUACGCUACCUCCAAGUCAUUUCGCUCACUUAGGAUUUAAUUUACGAAAACCUUUUGAUACCUCUUCAAACCUUGUCGCUCUAAGAUAUCCCCACUUAUCCGGUGGACCGAUGAUUCCUGCAGGAUAUUUAAAUCAAUUUCACAGAGCACCCCCACAAAUAAUGGCGCACAAUAUGUCUUCUAUGUAUUCUCCAUCGACGUCCUUUCAGUCCUUACUAGCCAAUAUGUCAGCAAUGCCUCGCCCUCAAACUGCUCCUUCGAAACAAGUCAAUACCGAAGUGCUAUCGUGUAACCUAAUAGAUUCACCUACAAUUUCCCCCAACGCUAUUUCUAAUUCCAUCAAUUCGGGUCUUCCACCUCGAAGACCCACACCUCCAGAAGAUAGGCGAAGUUCCUCAAUAGCUGAGUUACGCUUGAAAGCUCGAGAACAUGAAAUGAAAUUGGAAAUGCUGCGGCAGAAUGAAGACGGUGAUGUGAUCAGCUAGUGAUUGCGAUUGCGCGUGAGACUAAAGUAUAAUAUAAUAACUAAUGAUAAUAAACAAAAUACAAAAUAUUAAUUAAUUCAAAGAACUGAUUGAUCGUCCUGUUAAACAAUAUUGUUAACAAUAUAGCCGAGUUUCGUUAAAAUAAUAAAAGUUGUGAUAAAUAAAAUAUAUUACAUUAUAUUUUUGUACUUGAAAUGCUUAUUCCAUUUGAAAUAAAGGUUUUA
This is a messenger RNA of Eupeodes corollae, 1939 nucleotides long. It is a transcript of the gene al, whose product is annotated as homeobox protein aristaless. NCBI's taxonomy places the organism in Eukaryota, Metazoa, Arthropoda, Insecta, Diptera, Syrphidae. Gene Ontology annotation, molecular function: DNA-binding transcription factor activity, RNA polymerase II-specific; RNA polymerase II transcription regulatory region sequence-specific DNA binding. Gene Ontology annotation, biological process: regulation of transcription by RNA polymerase II. Bases 792 to 1715 code for a protein of 307 amino acids. The record is from RefSeq and is a predicted model, not a curated record. The transcript has 5 exons.